AUGCAAUACAGUCCUAUACUGUAUCUGGCAAUGUUUUUGUCUGCUUUAUCUGAAAAAGUGCAUGGACAUUAUGGAUAUAUCAAAAUGUUGUGUCAUGCAUCUAUCUCUCAACAAAAUGUUGAGCUUACUUACUCAGUCAACUACAACAAGUUUGAAUAUCUGAGAUACAACAGUACUGAGAAAAGGGUUGUUGGUUACACUGAAUUUGGAGAGAAAUGGGCAGAGGAUUAUAAUAAUAACAAGGUUGUACUUGCAAAGGGAGAUAUUCUUCUGCAACACUGCAUAAUGUUUAGAAAGUUCAUUGUCCCUUAUGGAGAGGUAACGGUAAAACCAGAAGUAAUUAUUUGGUCAGACAGGGAAGCUAAAGGGAAUGAGAAAGCUGUUCUGGUGUGCAGUGCCUAUGACUUCUACCCCAAACCCAUCAAACUGACAUGGAUUAGAGAUGAUAAAGAGGUGAUAACUGAUGUGACGUCCACUGAGGAGCUGGCUGAUGGAGAUUGGUACUACCAGAUCCACUCCCAUCUGGAAUACUUCCCCAAAUCUGGAGAGAAGAUCUCCUGUGUGGUGGAGCAUGCCAGCUCCCAUAAACCCAUGAUCUAUCACUGGGAUCCUUCUCUGCCUGAGUCUGAAAGAUCUAAAAACAUUCUUGGGGCUGUGGGGCUGCUGAUGGGGGUACUUAUAGCAGCCGGAGGACUGAUCUACUACAAGAGAAAACACACAGGCUUUUUCAGACUUCCAGUCUGUUUACUUCCACUUCAAACAAUGAACAGCACUGAAGAGCAGUAGGUCGUAAUAGCGGAGUCUGCAACAUCCCUUUUACACCAUCUGAGAGAACAGUG
Carassius gibelio (silver crucian carp) is the source of this 839-nucleotide messenger RNA. RefSeq names its product rano class II histocompatibility antigen, A beta chain-like. Gene Ontology annotation, biological process: antigen processing and presentation of exogenous peptide antigen via MHC class II; peptide antigen assembly with MHC class II protein complex; positive regulation of T cell activation. The coding region runs from base 1 to 786 and encodes 261 amino acids. Gene Ontology annotation, molecular function: MHC class II protein complex binding. NCBI's taxonomy places the organism in Eukaryota, Metazoa, Chordata, Actinopteri, Cypriniformes, Cyprinidae. The record is from RefSeq and is a predicted model, not a curated record. Gene Ontology annotation, cellular component: MHC class II protein complex; membrane. The transcript is spliced from 5 exons.